UCAUAAAAAACUCAACUUAUUAAACUGGGACACCAUAACCCUACCAAAAAAUGAGGGUGGACUGGGUAUCCAAAAAAUUUAUCUAAAAAAUGAGGCUCUUCUUGCUCAACUUGCCUGGAGAAUCCACAAAACCCCCAGUCUCUAUGGGUGUCUGUCCUUCUUCAUAAAUAUGCUAAAAGAAGCCAUAUAACUGCCUCUUCCAGCCAUAACAUGUUCUCUAGCUUUAUAUGAAAAAUUAUUCUUCGUGGCUGGAAUUUUCGUAAGAAACAUAUUCGAUGGGUUAUUGGAGACAGAUCUAAAAUAGCUCUUUGGGAAGACGAGUAGAUCCCUUACCUACAACCCCUAACCAAUAUCUUAAACGGGCCUAUGUCUCAACAGGACCAAGCUCUAAGAGUUUGAGAAAUCAUCGUCGAUAAAUCUUGCGCCAUUGAUGGGUUAUCCUACCAGCUGCCCAGUAACAUUGAAUUAUAUCUCAAGUUUAUUCCCGUUCCGCUCCUAAACUGAGGUCAAGACUAUCAAACAUGGGCUCUCACUUCCAUCGCCUAAUUUUCUACGAGAAAUGCUUACAACCAAUUACUUAAGGAGAAAUUUUUCCAUUCCCCCAACUUACUUGACUUCCAAUAAACCUAGGGUCUCAAAUGUCCUAAUAAGAAUAAAUACUUUAUCUGGUUAUGCCACCAUGGACACCUCUCCACCAACCAUUACCUUAAUACUAUUGGGAUUAAUACUUAACAACAUUGUGUAAUGUUCAACGAGGUUGAGACCGUACAACACAUUUUUCUCAAAUGCCACAUUGUGCAAAAGUUCUGGGCAGCUCUGGAUCUCCUUCCUGCCAUCCAACUCAUUGCUCAACUCAAUGAUAAUGCUUGGAUAAGAAAAUGUCAAAAUUUAAACAUUCCUUCUAUCCAUGACCUCAUCGCGUGGAAGGACGCUUUUCCAUUCUAUAUAUGAAGUAUAUGGCUAACUAGGAACCACAAUAAACAUAAUGAGGCCAAAAUCAACAUUCCUACUACAACCCCUUUUGUAAGAGCCUCUGAAUUCCUGUUCCUAAUCGGCAUGCCAAGACCUGAUAAAUCUAUUAUAAGUACAUCCUGGAAGUACCCUAGUAGAGGUCUUAAACUAAAUUUUGAUGGCUCUAGUAAUUAUUUCGCUAAAGCCGGAGGGGCUGGAGGUGUAUUCUGUGAUGCUAAUGGGUUUUGGGUUAAGGGAUAUAGCGCCAGAAUUAAUGUUAACUCACCCCUAGAAGCUGAGCUAUCUUUGUUUUGUGGUCUACAGAUUGCUAAAGAUAUGGAUAUUUUCCUCAGCCUGUGGAGCCCACAGAUGAAGCAUGAUGAUCGCAGUCAAAAUAAGUUAGCUGAUAAGCUUGCUAAGGAAGGCCGGAAGCUGAAUUUAAACAAGAUUUUUGUUUUAUAGACAACACCUCUAGACUUUGUUCAAAGACUACUGCCAGUUGACUUAGAAGAAUUCUCUUUUGCAGGGCCUUCUGUGCCCCCUCUAUGUUUUUGUAAUAAUAGUGUUAGGCAAACACUGUCUCCUCUUCGGUUUGCAAUAGCUACUCCUGUAAUCUCUUAUGAUGCAUAGUAAUGAGUAAAAUAUCCUCCUUUAACCAAAAAAAAAAAGAUAAGCUGUGAUUUUAUUUAUCUUUUUCCUUUAUUGAACCGAAAUGUGUACAAAGGUGGCUAAGGCCCAAAUGGGGACUCAAUCCCAAAGAAAAAAAAGGAAAAAAGUCAAAAGAAAAAUAAAAAAAUCAAACAAAACAAAAUCUAAAGAAUUGUCUCUUCCUC
Molecule: messenger RNA, 1784 nt
Organism: Capsicum annuum
Lineage: Eukaryota; Viridiplantae; Streptophyta; Magnoliopsida; Solanales; Solanaceae
Exons: 2
Coding region: 1057-1413 (118 amino acids)
Molecular function (GO): RNA-DNA hybrid ribonuclease activity; nucleic acid binding
Source: RefSeq, a predicted model, not a curated record